Nasonia vitripennis (jewel wasp) is the source of this 3672-nucleotide messenger RNA. RefSeq lists its product as uncharacterized. The transcript has 7 exons. The record is from RefSeq and is a predicted model, not a curated record. Gene Ontology annotation, molecular function: voltage-gated calcium channel activity; channel regulator activity. The coding region runs from base 590 to 2419 and encodes 609 amino acids. Gene Ontology annotation, biological process: neurotransmitter receptor transport, postsynaptic endosome to lysosome; regulation of AMPA receptor activity; postsynaptic neurotransmitter receptor diffusion trapping. Lineage: Eukaryota; Metazoa; Arthropoda; Insecta; Hymenoptera; Pteromalidae. Gene Ontology annotation, cellular component: postsynaptic density membrane; AMPA glutamate receptor complex.
GUAGUAACCCUCCGGCUACCGCGCUGGGACGUUGUACAGCGGUUCGCGUUGCUUGGUGUCUUAUCGCGCCGGUGAGCAGCACGUGCGUAUCUCUCGCUCGCCCUUGUCUCUCGUGGACAAAGUGCCGAGGUUUUGAAAACUGUGCGCCGAGAGAGAGAAAUUUCGUGUGGGUCUCUUAGUGGUUUCGUAUUUUGGAAAAAGCGGAUAAUGUGAAGUUUUGCCGAGGGGUGGAGAAGGAAUUUUGAUCAAAGGUGAGGGGGAUGAUGCUCGUGGUUGAGCUGGUGGUGACGGUCGUGGUGGUUUGAUAAAGCGCCGCCGAUGGGGAAUCCCCGGACUGCAGCAGCUCGGCUCUCAUCUUUCGGACGGCGUCCCGCUCCCGUGCUCCUCGUUGCAGCCAAACGUGAGGGGAUUUUUCAUGUGGACUGAGCGAGAGUCGCCGAAAUUCCUAGCCGCUCCGUGUUGUUCUUCUAAGCUUGUAAGCUUCGGACGAUACCGGGAUGCCGAGAGUCGGCCGGCGCUGCCGCAGCUGCUGAGCCGUCGAGUGAACAGUGCGCGCGUUGAUCACGUGUAAUAGGAGCUAGAGCAGCCAAUGUGUUGCACCGGCGGUGGCGGUGCCGCCGCAGGCGGUACCAGGAUGACGAGGUGCGGCCUGCUCUGCGGUAUGGCUGCCUUGGCAGCUCUCAGCGCGGCCGUUCUCGGACCGGCUUGGCUUCACACCGAGGAAAGGCUACCCUACCUGCCAAGACACCUCGCCAACAUCGUCAGCGUCAGGUUCAAGCUCGGGCUGUUCAAGGUCUGUCCAAAGAUCGUCAAGCCUGCUAAUCUCACCACCCAUAUCUCGACUCCGGCCUGCAGCACGAUUCGCUACAAAAGUAUGGACGACGUUAAUGCCACCGAACUUGGAUUUCAGCGACUGGAGUUUACGCCUAUUGUCGUCACGAAAAUGAGGAUAUCGACGCCGUUCCAAGUGGCAGCGGUGGUGCUGAUCCUCGCUGGGACAAUAUCCGCCCUGAUCGGUCAUUGCUGCUCGGAUCACAGGACGCUCGUCGCUUGUGGCCUCUUCCUCCUCGGCGGCUUGUCACUGGGCGGUGGUCUGAUAGUCUUGGCCUCAGCGUUGUCCGAGGCUUCGUGGGACAUACCUCAAAAGUACAGCUACACCACGACAUCGUCGUCUGGAAAAACCGAGAGUACCGGACUGCCACAGUACCAAUACGGCUGGUGUCUCCAGCUGUCCGGAUUGGCGCUCAUACUGUCCGAGCUUGCAGCCCUUCUCACCAUAUCCGGCUACAUGGCUCGUUUUCCCACAGUCGAGGACAUGGUACGAGUAAUGGUGCCUGGCGCUGAAAGGAAAUUACGCGAGCAGCGCGGACUAAGUUCAGAGUAUCUGGUUAGGUCACACCAGAAGUCACCGGGACCUACUCCCUGCUCCGGCGUCAAUCAACCCACGAAAGGUCAAGGUCCACCGCGAUCAGCUGAGGAGGGUACGUCUCUGCUGUGUAAGACGGCGCCUGAUAUCUGCGCUUCGAAUCCCCAAUCGGCUAUAAGCUACGUGGACAAGGCCGACCUUUCGCAUAUGCUACCCGCCUACCCCGAGACCAAGAUCAUCGAACCGCGUUUCGUCGCUACAGGCUUCCCAGACAAGGCCGAUCAAAGUGUCGUUGACUCUCGACUGAGCGGCUUCGUCGAUAAGGAAGGACUCAUCAUGGACUCACGCAUGCUAUCCGAGUCGCGUCAGAACGUGAUCGCUUUUGCCGAGGGUAAAGAACAUCCCAACUGCCAAGAACCACCCGCGCGCUUCAGCGAUUUUCCGCCACCUCAUUUACCGACCGAGCAGCAGCAGCAGCAGUCGGCUCAGCAACUGCAGCAGCAGUCGAUACAGCAGCAACCUCCCUUAGCGUUUGCCGACAAGGAAUCUCAUGUUUAUACCGCAGAGCAGCAGCAGCAAUUGCAACAGCAACAGAUACAACAGCAACAACAGCAGCAGCAGCAAUUGGUGGACUCUUUGCUCGAUGCACCCUACGGAUACGACACGCGGUAUAACAGUUUAGCUGGGCAAACGGUACCUAUCACGCUAAAGCACCAUCACCAGACGAAUACGACCGUCGCGGCAAUUCAAUCGAGUCAAUCGCCCCAGUACAUCUACCAAAACUUUGGCACAAUACAUUCGGGUAUGCUGCGGGUCGCCGAGCCUGGUACCAGCUCCACCAGCUCCAACUGCUCCAGUCAGCGAAGUAUGACCCUCCAAAAUCCCAAGAGGAAGACAGCGGUUAACGCACAGAUAGCUCAAAAUACCUUUAGCACUCUCGAGUGCGAGAGACGCAGACGAGGGGGUGGUGGAGGUGGCGGUGGCGGCGUCGGUCCACCCGCAGCAAUGACGGCCGCGGGCAAAGCUAAUUUCUGCGCGGGUAGCGCUGUAUGACCACCGACCCAGGCCCAGGCACCAAGGUAACUCCGGAACGAGGAGACCACGUUGUAAAAAGCGUGAGUCCGAAACGCGGAGUCUUGUGAUUGCGUUGAUCAAAUAGUUCUCGGUUAAGGAAUGAGGGCCUGAUUCGUUGUUGAUUGUGUAACGUGGUUGAUGGGGUUGUAUCAGAAAUACGAAUAUUUUGGAUACAAUGAGGUUGUUACCGAAAUGAUGGAUAUCGUUUUUUGUAACCGAGUCUUUGAAGAGAAUGUUAGCGUUUUUAUGGACUAUCCUAGUAAUUACAUGGAAAGUAUAAUUGAGUUAACAGUACUUUGUACAUGUGUAUAUGGCGGAUGCAUGCGUUUGCGCGUUUAUUGCGGAUACUCAGAGAAUUAAUCGCUAGUCAAAGUAUUAAAUCAAAAUUUCUCCUAUGAUUCAACUACAAUGUUUGACACAUUAUUCCAAUGCCAUGGUUGUUUUAAUUCUCGGUUUAUUAACAUUUCGAAAAGUUCGUUAAUUUUUCGAAACUUUAAACAGCUAUACCUUACUGUACAGGUCUAUUAUGAGGUGGUAAAAAGGUAUGAUAUUGUACGAUGCUUUAAUUUUUAUAUACCUAACCGGUUUUUAGAAUUUAGUAAUUAUCAAGUUUCUGAGAUAUGAUAGUAUCUUCUGUACAAGAAUCUUCUGUAUAAGAAAACAAAAUUUUUUAGAUAAAUUUGGUUUUGUGGUGACCGAGUUAUUUGCUUGUAAAAGAAAAAUGUACGAUAUGCCAUCUCAUCGAGUUGUACUCGACGAGAAGACUGUGACUUUUGUACAUAAUAAAUAGCGUAUUUCAUAUGCAUGGUUACUACAAAUAUUAUAUUAAAUAACUGCGUAUCGUUAAUAUACAAAAACACAUUCGUCACAUUGCUAAAAAAUUGACUUGCAGCGAUUGGAUUAAGCCUAGUUUAAACAGAACAAUCUGCCAAAAGAAUCAGUGUACUUUUGUAUAUUACAUUCUUGUCGUUGUAAAUUAUGUAAUUCGAUUGGGAUCGUCUAGCUUCGCCUAUUCGGGUGAAGCUCCAGGUUCCGUAUUUAAGAAAAUCCGAGACAAGAAUAAGUUAUGUCGUUUAUGCGCGUCACUUUAACUUGCUGUUGAAACAAUCUUAAAAAUACGAUAGCUAAAUAAACUAUAAAGAGAAAGAGGAGCCUAAGCACGUUGGCGUUGUAUAGCUAAUCAAAGAAAGUGUAAACCUAAAGAACCGAAGUUUAAUAAACUGUAGUCUAUA